Messenger RNA from Rhagoletis zephyria (snowberry fruit fly), 882 nucleotides. The record is from RefSeq and is a predicted model, not a curated record. NCBI's taxonomy places the organism in Eukaryota, Metazoa, Arthropoda, Insecta, Diptera, Tephritidae.
AUGUUUUCAGCAUUUAGCAGUCACUUGCCACUGAACAGCAACUCCUCAUUGAUGCACUCUUUUGUGGACUCAUUUUUCCUGGGCAAGAAAGCGCUUGUCAAAGAGCGACUGCGUCAGUCAAUGGAGACCGUCGUCGAUGGGCUGUUUGAGGAGAUGGUCGAGCAGGUCAAGGAAAUGCUGUUGCCGCCAAAAGAAGGUGUAAGUAGUGAUCAAGUGAAACCUUCUGGCUAUGAGACUACCAGCAAAGCUACUCCAGCCAAAGCUACAUCGAGCAGUUUUCCAGUGGCUGAAAUGCCGAAAAACAAACUGAUUUUCGCUACCAAGUCAAAACAUGGUCCCUCUUCUUCAGCUGCUUCUCAACCGUUUUCAGGUCUUUAUAAACGAAUGGCAGAAGAUGAUGGAGUCAACAACAACCAGCCAAACAAGAAGAAAGCGAUCACUGUAGAGUUGCAGAUUGAUGGUCCACUCGAUGACGAGAAUGACUAUGGUGACUUGGACAACGAUGACGUUGCUGGUGGUGGUGACAUUGAACAACUGGAUAAGGACACUGCUCAGAAAAACACUGCCAUUGCCAGCGAUCCAAAGCCGCAGCCAAAACAGACAGCUGAAAAGAAAGUCGCCUGUCCUGAGCCCGGAUGCGGAAAGCUUCUUGCCAGUCGCAAUCUCAAGCGACACCUGCGAACGCACAGCAAUGCCAAACCAUUUGGCUGCAACUAUUCUGGUUGCUCGUUGGAGUUCAGUCAACGCGAACACGCUAUUCGACACAUUCUCAAUGUGCAUCUUAAGAAGCCGAAACCUAACGAUGCUGAAGAUGAUGGAAAUGAGGAAGCAGACGAACCCGAUCCAGCGACCUAUCUCACCGUAAAAGAAGAGCUGCUCUAA